This is a messenger RNA of Lucilia sericata (common green bottle fly), 1661 nucleotides long. Its product is annotated as membrane-bound transcription factor site-1 protease-like. The transcript has 3 exons. The annotation marks the transcript as partial. Gene Ontology annotation, biological process: proteolysis. Gene Ontology annotation, molecular function: serine-type endopeptidase activity. Gene Ontology annotation, cellular component: Golgi apparatus. NCBI's taxonomy places the organism in Eukaryota, Metazoa, Arthropoda, Insecta, Diptera, Calliphoridae. The record is from RefSeq and is a predicted model, not a curated record.
CGCAAUAGAAAAUGUUUGUAGGGUAGGGAUGUUUAUAUAGUUAUCAUAUCAUAUAAAUAAUCGUAAAUUUAUGAUUUCUUAUAAAAAUUUAUUUGUUUUUAUUUUUUUGCCUAUUGUUGCUAACAAUGCGUUAUGUGAUUCCCUCAAGAAUGAUAAUAAUGAUACAUUAGUAAAUAUUGACUUCAGAAUUAAAGAAAAAUCAAAUGAAUAUAUUGUAAUUUUUAAACAUUAUUAUUGGUCCCGUACAAGGGAAAAAUACAUUCGUGCGGCUUUAAGCAGUGAAAAUAUUUCAGAUUUUAAAGUUGUUUUGCGACCAAAGUUGUCGUAUUUGUAUCCCAGUGAUUUCGAUGUGGUAAAGUCUACUAAAAAUGUUGUGCAAAAAUUGUCGUCGCAUCCAGCAAUUAAACAUGUUAGUUCUCAGUCGCACAUUAAGAGAAUACUUUCUUAUACGACCGUAGCUAAUGUGUCUAGAUUAUAUUCUAAGAGCAACACAAAGUUUGUGAAGCAAAAUUUAUUGUUGAAAAAUGUACCCAUGGAGCUAUCAUAUACACUAAAUGCAGAUAUUUUAUGGGAUCGGGGAAUUACUGGAGCGGGAAUAAAAGUUGCUGUUUUUGACACAGGAUUAGCUAAGAAACAUCCACAUUUUCGAAAUAUUAAAGAGCGGACGAAUUGGACAAAUGAGAAAACAUUGGAUGAUGGUGUUAGUCAUGGAACCUUUGUUUCAGGAAUAAUUGCAUCCUCAAAGGAAUGUCUUGGAAUAGCUCCAGAUGUAGAACUUCAUAUUUUCAGAGUUUUUACUAACAACCAGGUUUCGUAUACUUCUUGGUUCCUUGACGCCUUCAAUUAUGCAAUGUUUAGAAAAAUCAAUGUAUUAAACCUAAGCAUUGGCGGACCAGACUUUAUGGAUAAACCUUUUGUUGAUAAAGUAUUAGAACUAUCAGCAAAUAGAGUAAUCAUGGUAUCGGCAAUUGGAAAUGAUGGUCCACUUUAUGGAACUCUAAAUAAUCCUGCAGACCAAAGUGAUGUAAUAGGUGUUGGUGGAAUAAAUUCUGAUGAAAUAGUUGCAAAAUUUAGUUCAAGAGGUAUGACUACUUGGGAAUUGCCAUAUGGAUAUGGGCGACUUAAACCUGAUAUUGUUACAUACGGAAGCCAAGUAAAAGGAAGUAAUUUGGACGGUGGUUGCCGAACACUAUCAGGUACAUCCGUUGCAUCGCCUGUCGUGGCUGGGGCUAUUGCUCUUAUUUUAAGUGGAGCUUCUAACAAAUCCGACGUAAUUAACCCCUCAUCUGUAAAGCAAAUUAUUAUAGAGGGAGCAACAAAAUUGCAACAUAAUAAUAUGUUUGAGCAGGGCUAUGGAAAACUAAACAUUUUAAGAAGUAUGGAACUCCUACUUUCAUAUGAACCGAAAAUUACGCUGAGUCCACCGUAUAUUGACUAUACUGAACCAUAUAUGUGGCCAUACAGCUCACAGCCAAUGUAUUGUGGAAGCAUGCCAUCGAUUGUAAAUGUUACAAUAAUAAAUGGCAUAUCUGUAAGGGGAAAAAUUUCGAGUAACCCAAUAUGGCAUCCAUAUAUAGAUAAACAUGGAGAAUUUAUUGAUGUUAAUAUUACUUAUUCUGCUGUAUUAUGGCCAUGGACUGGAUGGAUGGCUAUUAAAAUAU